AUGCUGUCCCAAUCCAGAUACACACCAAACCGGUUCAAUGCCAGCAGGAGUCAUCACCCAAACAGAGGCCUGGACCGUUCCUAUUCGUCCAAUCAACAAAACUUUGGGAACCAGAAUCGAGGGUUCAAGAGAAGGUAUAAUUCACCUGACUCUGUAGGGUACUCAAACACUCCUUCCGCUUCUUAUAGAGCAAGACAGAACCUAUAUCAACAACAUGCCACAUCUAAAUAUUAUGAAAACUCCUAUCAAAUGUGGAUGGGUGACCUUGAUCCGUCCUGGACGGAGGAAUUCAUUCAUUCCAUGUGGUCUUCAUUGGUUACACCACCAAAGGCAGUGAAAAUCAUGCGUGACAGGCUUAACCCCCUGAAGCCGUCUUACAGCUUUGUCACUUUUCAAGACCAAGAAACACUUGAUUUGGCUCUCCAAAGGAAUGGUCAAUUGGUGCCAAAUUCACACCGAAAGUUCAAACUAAGUCACGCCAGCGCAAAGAAUAACGCCCCCACUGGGGCAGCGUCUGGGAGUACUAGACCUACAAUAGGCGAGUUUUCGUUAUUUGUCGGUGACAUAGCAUCAGAUGUUAGCGAAACUGCUCUAUAUAGCAAAUUUAAUUUGAAAUACCCGAAUCAAAUCAAACUGGCUAGAGUUAUAGUUGACCAGGAAACCAAAAUCGGGAAGGGGUUUGGUUUCGUCAAAUUCUUCACGGGAGAGAUAAUGGAGAAGGCUUUGAAAGAGAUGCAGGGCGUUAUGUUGGGGUCGAAAGCUAUUAGAGUUGGUAUCGCAGCGGGUUCUGAAACAAGUCAAUCAAGCUCUCUUCACAACAAACCAGAUUACAAGAAAAUACCAAUUGCUCAAAGCCAGCCUGAGCUAGAUGCAAGCACAGAUGAGAAUAAUACAAGUAUAUCCAUAUGCGGUUUAUCGUCCAAGUUUACAGAGAGCGAACUUGAGCUGCUAUUUUUGGCCUUUGGAGACUUAAUUUACUGCAAGCUUUCGCGUGAUUUGCAAACGGGUUAUGUAAAGUUUUUGUUACGAAGUGCAGCUGAGGCGGCAAUGGCUCAUUUAUGUGGUUCCAUAAUUAGUGAUUGUCGGUUAGAAUUAGCCUGGGGAAGCAGUACAAAAGUCGAAGACGGUCCGACCAAAUUUGAACCGAAGCUCGAGGGUAGCUAUGAGCCAAGUGAAAAGCCUCCAUUAUUGUAUAAAUCAAACCAGUACCGCAACAAAAAGUUGUAUCUACUACCAAAAGAUGAUAUAAAUGCAUAUGCAACCCAGUUGGAUGGAGGUGAAACUAUGCUGACGCAGCAAGUGAAUGAUAUGUACUUGGAGAAUAAAAUGGCUCGAGAAAGUGUUUAA
Lodderomyces margitis is the source of this 1347-nucleotide messenger RNA. RefSeq lists its product as uncharacterized. Gene Ontology annotation, molecular function: mRNA binding. The transcript has a single exon. Bases 1 to 1347 code for a protein of 448 amino acids. Gene Ontology annotation, cellular component: cytosol. Gene Ontology annotation, biological process: mRNA splice site recognition. NCBI's taxonomy places the organism in Eukaryota, Fungi, Ascomycota, Pichiomycetes, Serinales, Debaryomycetaceae. The record is from RefSeq and is a predicted model, not a curated record.